GUCGCCUGUAGUGGCGGCGCCGCCUUCGCCGAGUGACUACUCUGAGCUGUGGAUCCGAGGUGUUCCACGUAGACCACGUGUUGGUUAUUUAUUCUGGCUUUAAAUGUGGGCUCCCCCAUAAAAGCCAUGUUCGUGUUAAGAGAAUGGGGUGGCCUCUGAUUCCAAGUCCCGCGCGGAGCAGCUUAAAUUUAUAGUUUGGAAUCGGGUGGUUUUACUGACAUACCUGAACACAGAACCCCAGGUACUUGGAGAGGAACCGGGUCCAGAGGAACUCUACUAUAAAAAUGAGCCCUGCAGAUCCACUAGACGAUGAAGACACAUUUAAAAUCCUGGUUGCCACUGAUAUUCAUCUUGGAUUUAUGGAGAAAGAUGCAGUUAGAGGAAAUGAUACAUUUGUGACAUUUGAUGAAAUUUUAAGACUUGCCCUGGAAAAUGAAGUGGAUUUUAUUUUGUUAGGUGGUGAUCUUUUCCAUGAAAACAAGCCCUCAAGGAAAACCCUGCACAGCUGCUUGGAGCUGCUUAGGAAGUACUGUAUGGGUGACCGCCCUGUGCAGUUUGAGAUCAUCAGUGACCAGUCAGUCAACUUUGGUUUUAGUAAGUUUCCAUGGGUGAACUACCAGGAUGGCAAUCUCAACAUUUCCAUUCCAGUAUUUAGUAUCCACGGCAACCAUGAUGAUCCCACAGGGGCAGAUGCCCUCUGUGCCCUGGAUGUUUUAAGCUGUGCUGGGUUUGUGAAUCACUUUGGACGGUCAAUGUCGGUGGAGAAGGUUGACAUUAGUCCGGUUCUGCUGCAGAAAGGAAGCACAAAACUCGCUCUGUACGGCUUAGGCUCCAUUCCAGAUGAAAGGCUCUAUCGGAUGUUUGUCAAUAAAAAAGUAACAAUGUUGAGACCAAAGGAAGAUGAGAACUCAUGGUUUAAUUUAUUUGUGAUUCAUCAGAACAGGAGUAAACACGGAAAUACCAACUUCAUCCCAGAGCAGUUUUUGGAUGACUUCAUCGACCUUGUUAUCUGGGGCCAUGAACAUGAGUGUAAAAUUGGCCCAACCAAAAAUGAGCAGCAGCUCUUUUAUGUGUCUCAGCCUGGAAGCUCAGUGGUGACGUCCCUUUCCCCUGGAGAAGCUGUGAAGAAACAUGUAGGCUUGCUGCGCAUUAAAGGGAAAAGGAUGAACAUGCAGAAGCUGCCUCUCCGCACGGUGCGCCAGUUCUUCAUGGAAGACGUGGUUCUGGCUAAGCACCCAAACCUGUUCAACCCUGACAGCCCCAAGGUGACCCAGGCCAUCCAGAGCUUCUGUUUGGAGAAGAUUGAAGAAAUGCUUGACAAUGCUGAGCGGGAACGGCUGGGGAAUCCUCAGCAGCCGGAGAAGCCUCUUAUCCGGCUACGGGUGGACUAUAGUGGAGGCUUUGAACCUUUCAACAUUCUUCGUUUUAGCCAGAAGUUUGUGGAUUGGGUCGCUAACCCAAAAGAUGUCAUCCACUUUUUCAGGCACAGGGAACAAAAGGGAAAAACAGGAGAAGAGAUCAACUUUGGGAUGCUCAUCACAAAACCUGCUUCAGAAGGAACAACGCUUAGAGUAGAAGACCUCGUAAAACAGUAUUUCCAGACUGCAGAGAAGAAUGUUCAGCUCUCACUUUUGACAGAACGAGGGAUGGGUGAAGCAGUUCAAGAGUUUGUGGACAAGGAAGAGAAAGAUGCUAUCGAGGAAUUAGUGAAGUACCAGCUGGAGAAGACACAGCGGUUUCUUAAGGAGCGCCAUAUCGAUGCUCUGGAAGACAAGAUUGACGAGGAGGUCCGACGUUUCAGAGAAAGCAGACAGAGAAAUACCAACGAGGAAGACGAUGAAGUUCGAGAGGCCAUGAGCAGAGCCCGGGCCCUCAGAUCACAGUCAGAGAACUCCACCUCAGCGUUUAGUGCUGAGGACCUGAGUUUUGAUGCAGCGGAGCAGACAGCAAAUGACUCUGAUGAUAGCCUGUCAGCAGUGCCUACCAGAGGCCGAGGCCGAGGCCGAGGGCGAAGAGGAGGCCGAGGGCAGAGCUCUGCAUCCAGAGGAGGCUCUCAGAGAGGCCGAGACACUGGGCUGGAGAUCACUGCUCGAGGCAGGAGCUCAAAGGCCACCUCAUCAACAUCCAGAAACAUGUCCAUUCUAGACGCUUUCAAAUCUACCCGACAACAGCCUUCCAGAAAUGUAGCCACUAAGAAUUACUCAGAGACCAUCGAGGAGGAUGAAUCUGAUGAAGGUGACAUUUUUCCUACCAGUUCCAGGACUGAUCAAAGGUGGUCAGGCACAACAUCUAGCAAACGGACGUCCCAGAGCCAGACAGCCAAAGGGGUGGACUUUGAAUCAGAUGAGGACAAUGACGAUGACCCUUUCAUGAGCAGUAGUUGCCCAAGAAGAAAUCGAAGAUAAUGUUUUUAAUGGAACUUAGAAAUUGCAUGAUGCAGGAGAAAUCAAAGCACCACAUACUGACUUCACGGCUGAAGAUGUUUUAUUGGAGCCACUGACUAAGGAGCCUGAAAAGUCUGGGUUUAUAUUUUAUUGUUUCCUGAACGGUGGCUCCCUUAAGCCAUUUCCUAGCCCAGUGAUAAGGAGAUUGCAGCUCAUCUUAGCCUUUAACUUGGUUGUUGUCGUUGUCUGGGGCUGCUUUGAGAAUGUCAAAUAUUGAGAAUGUCAACUUCCUGACAGAACUGUGUUUUCUGCUUGUAAGAACUUGGCUAAAAUCCCAUUUGUAAAUGAUGAUUAGAGAAAACCCCUCUGUUGUUCAUUUCUGCUUCAUGAGCAGAGACUGUCAGCUGCUGUGCCACAGCUAGCAGUUGAUGGGAAAGCUUACAGACUUGAGCGGUAUGUGCUGUAAUCAUUUCCUAUAUCAUUUCCAGAAAGCAAGGCCCUCCUGUGUGUGGAGCAACCUGAGCACCCUGCUUGUUAUCAAGUGUGUGGAUUUCAGGGCUUGCUAGGGGACCAUCUACUAGGACCAGAAGGGCCUUAUAUUUAAAUAAUUAGUAGUAGGUUUUUGUUAAGAACACUUUGGCUCUUUUGGUUUUGAUUUUUAUUCAUGUUAUAGCAGAGAUUCAGAUCCUGUUCCCAUUGGGCAGUAGUCAUUUUCUUGAUGGCUCUGCUCUAUCAAUAAUGACAAGUUCUUUUUCUUUCUUGUGUACUUGUCAGGGAGAAAAGGCUAAUAGAUUUUUUUUUCUGUUUUCUUAAAAAUACUGGAAAGCUUUUAGGCAAAGCAGCCAGCUGACCUUGUGAUUAGCUCAGGCUGCCAUACUGCAGCAGUACAGCUCCUGCCAGUGCUGGUGCCAGACCUCCUCGACCAGCAGCACUGUACCCUGGCUUCAGUUGCUGUAAACAUCUCUGAGUCGAUGAUCCCAGAACUGACCGAAACAGCACACUUAUAUUUUCUUACUUGUUUUAGGAAGGAAAUAAACAUGUUACCCCUUGAGAGUUGAGUUAAAUAAUCUCAUCCCCUCUGCCACACUCUAAAAACCUCUGCUGGUCUUAAAGGCAAGCGUGUUCAAACACUCUUUGAUAAAAUCUGGGCCCUCUAGCAUGACAGCAUGAUGUUCAUCAUAGUUGUAGACACCAGUGCUUGGGCCAAGCAGUGUUCAUGACCAUCAAAUUAAUCCUGUCUGUAACUUGCCAAGUUUUUGAAGCCCAGCACCUGACAGUACCACCACGUCUUGAAAGUGGUUUGAGUUAGAAUUAUAAUUCAGUGCUAAUGAGCUGCUUAGAACAAGCUUUGUAACUGAUGUGAGCACAGGGUUGUCAGCAGGGAUUACUGAUAGCAGAAGGCCUGGUCCUGUGAGAUCCCUUCAGGUAGUUCUCAACACCCUCCAUCUUAAUCACAUUAAACCUGAAGUGUUCCCAGGGUUUGAAUGGAGAUUAAGUGAGGGGCUCGGUGAAAUGGAGGCUAGUGGGAGGUGGUACUCCUUGACCCACUGAGUUGUGGCCAGCAUUUGGUGGUGCCUUGUCUUGUGUACCAGUGAGAUGCUCCUAGGUGGGUGACAGUGAGGUUGGUCACUAAAGUCCCUGACAGGCUCCUGGAAAGGUUAGCAAGGCUUUUCCUCCAUUAAAAAAACCUCAGCUAGAGUAUAAAAUGAUGCUGCUAGCUGCUAGGGAAGUGAGUGUGGAAAGCUACCAUGUGAAUAGCAUACAGCAUAACCUAGCAGUAUGGGAAGUACACAGGGGAAAUAGUGUUGAUUUAAGGUCAUUGUGUAAUCAAUGGACCACAAAGUUUUCUGGGGUUUGUUUAGUUCUGGCAUUGGUUCCUUGGUGACAGUUUUCAGGCCUGUGGGUGUCAGCUGGAUGAAGUCUUGGGACCUGGAAAGUUGUUCUUCAAACACAGGUUUCUGAGAGGGAGUGCACAGGUUCAGAAAAUAAAGACUAUAGGAACGCUGGGCUCAGGGAGUCUUGCAGAGCUGUCUUUAUGCCGGACAGGUUUCUUUAGAAGUACAUCUUAUAUAGUGUGUUAUGGGGAAAUAGGACAGAAGCAGAAAGUUACCAUGCAGUGGGAUGAAGCCCAGGAAGCUAAUCAAGCCAUGUUGCACAAGGGUACCAUGGGAUAUCUCAAGGGCAUCAUAGACUGAGCACACAGUGGCCUUGGAACUGAUGAAUUCAGUCUCUUCAGAGGGAAAAGAUAAGUUCUCAGGAACCAAAAUCUUAACUCCAACAAGGCCAUAGCCCCAGCCCAGAGCUUGCCAAGUAGGCCUUGGGUGAGGAGACAGAACUGAGCGCUCUUGUCCUCUCAUGGAGCAUCUUGAGAAAGCCUUGAAUCGGCCCGACUCCCAACAGCCUUCCAGAUGAUUUUUGAGCACCCCAUUUGCUCUUAAGGAUGUGAUAGCUCCACGAUGAAAAGGCAUGCCAUAACCUGUGCAGGGUGUCCUCUUGGGCAGGAGCCAGUGGCAUGAGCUCGCCAUGCCUGAGGAGCAUGCAUGGCUGCAGUUCAGAGCUCACCCUCUGGCUGCAGGGAGCAGCGUGGCAGUUCUGCUGCUGGAUGCACUUAGAGUAUUGCAGCAGCUAAUCUCCGCACUUAGUCUUGUGCAGUGAUUGAGAAUCUAGUCAGCAAAGCUGUAAUUAUCCUCGAUCAUAUGUGCAGGCUGCAUAUUUUACCUGUCCCCACCCAUUACAUAGAAUGGCUCGUGUGAUACGUUUUACAUGUAAAGAUUCAAGAAGAAUCAACAGUUGAUGUCUUCAUAAAGAAAAAAAAACUUUUACUAGAAAAAUGAAGUAAAAAUGGUCUCCUGGCAUAAAGUGAUAUUUCCCCAAACUGAGCGGGUAUCUUUUUUUGUCUCUGUCAGACAUUUAAUUCCAAUUAGUAUUUUGAGGGUUUUAAG
Molecule: messenger RNA, 5326 nt
Organism: Mus pahari (shrew mouse)
Lineage: Eukaryota; Metazoa; Chordata; Mammalia; Rodentia; Muridae
Gene: Mre11
Product: MRE11 homolog, double strand break repair nuclease
Exons: 20
Coding region: 285-2405 (706 amino acids)
Biological process (GO): telomere maintenance; mitotic G2 DNA damage checkpoint signaling; double-strand break repair via homologous recombination
Cellular component (GO): nucleus; Mre11 complex
Molecular function (GO): manganese ion binding; 3'-5'-DNA exonuclease activity; DNA endonuclease activity
Source: RefSeq, a predicted model, not a curated record